AUGGGUGUUACCGUUGAGACUCUCUCCCCCGGAGACGGCAAGAACUUCCCCAAGAAGGGCGACACUGUCCAGAUCCACUACGUCGGAACUCUCCUCGACGGAUCCAAGUUCGACUCUUCCCGGGACCGCGGAUCCCCCUUUGUUACCCAGAUCGGUGUCGGCCGUGUCAUCAAGGGCUGGGACGAGGGUGUGACUCAGUUGUCUGUGGGGCAGAAGGCUAACCUUAUCUGCACGCCUGACUACGCCUACGGCGCCAGGGGCUUCCCGCCCGUCAUCCCCGCCAACGCGACCCUCAAGUUUGAGGUCGAGCUGUUGAAGAUCCAGUAA
Messenger RNA from Dioszegia hungarica, 327 nucleotides. Its product is annotated as FK506-binding protein 1. The transcript has 5 exons. The record is from RefSeq and is a predicted model, not a curated record. Lineage: Eukaryota; Fungi; Basidiomycota; Tremellomycetes; Tremellales; Bulleribasidiaceae. The coding region runs from base 1 to 327 and encodes 108 amino acids. Gene Ontology annotation, molecular function: peptidyl-prolyl cis-trans isomerase activity.